AUGGAGUCUACCGACCAGAAGUUAAAAUCCACCCAUUUGGAAAAUGUUACGACUCAUGAUAACCUGCCAGACGAGCAGGAAUGUCAGAAGCAGACUGCAUGGCAGUGCCUAGCUCAGAACCCCUGGGUCUUCCUCUUUUGUCUCUAUGGCAAUCUCGGGGCAUUCAUGUAUGGCUUCGAUAAUCUGGUAUUAUCGUUGUCUCUUUCAAUGCCGGGAUUCGCUAUGGAGUUUGGAGAGCUUACCAACGGCGCAUACGUGAUUCCAGCAUACUGGCAAUCUCUGUGGAACGCAAUGUCACAGGUGGCCACGAUGAUCGGGGCAGCCAUCGCCGGACCGGUGCAAGAUCUUCUAGGUCGCCGUGCUUCAUUUCUCCUGGCAGCGGUUGUGUCUGCAGCUGGCGUGGCCGUUGUGUAUACAUCACAUACCCCUGGUGUCUUCCUUGCUGGCAAGAUUGUAAACGGCCUGUCGAUGGGUAUAUGUUUGACCACUGGACAAACCUAUAUCUCGGAGGUGACACCGCUUCCACUGCGUGGCAUUGCAUUGUCUUUCUUCACAUUCUGCAUGAAUCUCGGAUAUAUGAUUGCUGCUUCGGUAGCAUUGCCUCGAAUGUCAAUGAUCUCCUCGGAUGCCUAUCGGGUACUCUUUGCCGCCGCAUGGGUCUGGCCAGGCGUGAUACUUCUGUUCCUCCCAUUCCUCCCCGAGUCUCCCUAUUUCCUGGUCAUGAAGAACCGUCUUGAGAAAGCACGCAAGUCCCUCGCUCGACUAGGCAACAAAUCAUCAGAAAUCACCGAGCUUCUUGAGCAAAUGAUUCGGGUUAACGAGGAGGAAAAGGCGCGCAGUGCUGCUUCUAAGGAGACUAGUUUCAUUGAGUGUUUCCGCGGAACAAACUGGCGCCGCACUCGCAUCAUUCUGUUCUGCAACGGUUUGCAGCAAGUCAUUGGAUCUAGCUUUAUGUCAAACGGGCCCUACUUCCUGGUCCAGGCUGGUAUGUCCUCUGCCAAGAUUGGCAUGAUGACUGAGAUUGGUAUUGGUUUUGGUAUUGCCAGUUCCAUUCUCACUGCCUAUCUGAUGACCAAGGUUGGCUCCAGACGGCUGAUCAUGUUCGGCCUCUGUCUCUCCACAACCUUCUUUACGGUGAUGGGUAUCGCAGGUUGUUUCCCGAAAUCAAGUGACGCCUUGUGGGUUGUUGGAAUCUUCCUCCAGCUUUCAUGGUGGGUUUACGGACCCGCAAUCGGUCCUGCAAUGGCCAUUGCUGGUGAAGUAUCCUCCGUGCGUCUGCGUGCCAAAUCUAUGGCUAUCGGCUUCGCUUUCAACUACUUCUUCUCCACAGUAUGGAAUGUGGUUAUCCCAUACCUAUACAAUACGGAUGAAGCUGACUUGGGCGGCAAGAUUGGAUGGAUCUUCGCCGCUAUGGGGGCUGCUGCGCUGGCCGGGGUCUAUUAUACAAUUCCCGAAACCAAGGGACGGUCUUUCGAGGAAUUGGAUGAGAUGUUUAACGAGAAUGUGGGAACACGAGCUUUCCGCAAGUACCAAUGUGCUAUGCCUCAGCAGUUGCAGAAGCUUGGCCCGGAAUAG
Messenger RNA from Penicillium manginii, 1575 nucleotides. RefSeq lists its product as uncharacterized. The coding region runs from base 1 to 1575 and encodes 524 amino acids. The record is from RefSeq and is a predicted model, not a curated record. Gene Ontology annotation, cellular component: membrane. Lineage: Eukaryota; Fungi; Ascomycota; Eurotiomycetes; Eurotiales; Aspergillaceae. The transcript has 5 exons. Gene Ontology annotation, biological process: transmembrane transport; carbohydrate transport. Gene Ontology annotation, molecular function: carbohydrate:proton symporter activity.